Messenger RNA from Angiostrongylus costaricensis, 306 nucleotides. The record is from the annotation of a GenBank genome assembly. Lineage: Eukaryota; Metazoa; Nematoda; Chromadorea; Rhabditida; Metastrongylidae.
AUGGAUCGCUACGAAAUCGUAGGACCAAUUGGCCAAGGAGCGUACGGAAUCGUGUUGCGUGGCAAAAUAAGAGAAAGCGGCAAAAUUGUGGCAAUCAAGAAGAUGACGAUCACAUCACGAAAUCAGUUGCAAAUUCUUCGAGAGUUAUGUUCACUUAGAAAUCUUCACCAUUCCAAGGUUUUGAAGCUGAUUGACGUCUUCUGCUCACGUGAUUCGCUUUCACUAGUAACCGAAUUCGUGGCAUUUCACUUGAAUGACGUCAUCACCGAUCCUGGUAGACCGCAUUGCGAUGAAUUCCUCAGGUGA